Aspergillus ochraceoroseus IBT 24754 is the source of this 1952-nucleotide messenger RNA. RefSeq lists its product as uncharacterized. The record is from RefSeq and is a predicted model, not a curated record. The transcript has 3 exons. Bases 365 to 1732 code for a protein of 455 amino acids. NCBI's taxonomy places the organism in Eukaryota, Fungi, Ascomycota, Eurotiomycetes, Eurotiales, Aspergillaceae.
AGCAGCUUGGCCGGUUUCGAGCCCUUCACUAUAGACACGGAUCCAGGUAGUUAUAACUGUAGCAAACAACGCUUUAUAGAAGCCUUUUAGUAGAGAGACCAGACAUCAUUCGAGUCAUAUAUACAUCACUAUAUGUGUAUAUAUAUAUAGAUAUAGUUACACGCGAUUUUCUAGUGCCCGGCUGACUAACUUGGACAGUGGAACAGCAACUGGUCUCUCUCUCUAUAUUAGCAGCAAAUAUGGAGCCAAAUCACUAGUUGGUAGGCAGAAUCCUCGGCUCUGUUGCCUGCAUCCUGGACUAGUCAAUUUAUAAAUUCAGCUGUGCCGACCGAGUUUGGCGAUUUUGUCGAAAAAUCUUGUCAAGAUGGCCGCAAUUCUCGCUCUGCCGUUAGAGAUUAUUAGCCAUAUAUUCGCCUGUGUGGACCGUGACUCGCGUAGAAACCUCCGACUGGUUCACUCGCUGUUCAAUACAAUUGGCCAAAGAUGGGUUUUCCGCAGUACGCAGCUCGCGCCGACACCCCGGAGCUGCGAUCACUUCGAGAAAGUGCUGGAAACCCCGGAUCUCAUUCGCUUUGUGCGCAAGGUCUAUUUGCAAACCUACGAUGAGGACACUCAAGGUGACAGUGAUGGGGAGGAUGAGUACGAACUAAGUGACCCGGAGGACGAACUGGUCCGUCCUCGUCGAUUCUGGUCGCUGUUUGAACGGCUGAAGGAGUUUCCUCAGCUACAAAGCGUGGCCCUCUGUUUCCACCAUACGUGCGUUGAGGAAACAAGUGACCAUUGGGUCGACGAUAUCCCGCAGGAUAUCAACUUUCGCUCCACAGUCAUGCAGAGGUUCACAGAUGUUGUGGCCUCUUUACCUCAUUUACCGCAGGAAUUGAUCAUUCAAGACCUGCAAAAUAUCAACGACACCGACUCGACCGUAGUGGCCAACAUUCGUAAGAUUCUCGGGGGGUUAAAGUCUCUACGACUAAACAUUACCAAUGAGCACAGUGAAGGCAAUGGCGAGACUGACCUCGAAAGAGAUGCCCCGCAUGAAUUCUUUCCCGAGCUGAGUUCCUUCUGGCUAAAGCCCGCGCUGUCGAGCUUGGAACACUUGACGAUAUAUUCGAGUAACUAUUUUGGAUUCUAUCCGAAAUGCGAUCUGCGGGGCACCCAUUUCCCACGACUUGAAUCCCUAGCGUUGGGGAACUAUACAUUUGUUCAUGACUCUCAGCUCGAUUGGAUCUUGUCCCAUGCUCCAACGUUGACAGGGCUGUAUCUCGACGACUGCCCGAUCCUCUAUGAGGUGGCGAUUCGAGACAAGGAGAGAACGUAUCUUGACCCGGCCGAUCUCCAGCCCGACCCCAGGUUCGAUGGCGAAGGCUACGCGAGCUAUGACAAACGCUGGAAGGACUACUUCCAGGCGUUCAAGGAAGGGCUGCCGCUGCUGCAACAUUUCCGAUACGGCCAUUGCCUUGCCUGGUGGGAGCAUGAUACAACACCUCUGGAAUGCGAGACAGAGAUCGAGGUUGCCCUCAGGCAUGAUUCCUACAUGGUAUAUUGUGACGGGUACGGACCGAGUCAAUAUAUGGCGCACAUGAUAUACACGAUCCGACAAGAAGGAGAUAUUAAGUGGGAGGAUGGGGAGCCCUUGAGAUGCACAGACGAGGAUAUAAACGCCUUGAAGGAGCUCUGUGCUAAGCUAAGGCAACCGCUCGCAAAUGACGGUUGGAACCCAGUGGAUAGCUAGAUAAAUGCUCUCGCCGGCUGACCGAGCCGAUAUGAUACCUUAUUAUUUCCUGAUUGUGGACCAAAUAUAAUAGUGUGUAUCAGGUAGAAAUGGAUGUCUUGACACCGUUUUAGCUGGACGGUAAAGCAGACACUGAUUAAAGCUAUCCGCUCUGCACAGGGAGUCUGCUAACGAUUGAGAUAAUGGAAAUGACCCAAUUUCGGGGUUGUUGGAAUUAAGA